AUGGGUAUCUCACGACGUCCCAAGGACAAAUCCGCGAAGACGGGCCCUGCCGGUCCCUCCGGGGCAGCGGGCGGAGGCGGCAAGCCCAAGAAGGCCACUUACGAGGUCACCAAGAAGAAGGAGAUUGGCGUUUCGGACCUUACGUUGCUCAGUAAGGUGUCCAACGAGGCCAUCAACGACAAUCUGAAGAAGCGGUUCGAGGGCCAGGAGAUCUACACCUACAUCGGUCAUGUGUUGGUGUCAGUCAACCCUUUCCGGGAUCUGGGCAUCUACACCGACCAGGUCCUCGACAGCUACAAGGGUAAAAACCGUCUCGAAAUGCCCCCCCACGUGUUCGCUAUUGCCGAAUCUGCGUACUACAACAUGAAGGCGUACCAAGAUAACCAGUGUGUCAUCAUUUCCGGCGAGUCGGGCGCUGGUAAGACGGAGGCAGCCAAGCGCAUCAUGCAGUACAUCGCCAACGUUUCAGGAGGAGAGUCGGGCGACAUCAAGCAGAUCAAGGACAUGGUGCUGGCUACCAAUCCUUUGCUCGAGUCAUUUGGCAACGCAAAGACGCUGAGAAACAACAACUCGUCCCGUUUCGGCAAGUAUCUUCAGAUUCACUUCAAUGCGCAAGGUGAACCAGUCGGAGCCGACAUCACCAACUACCUCCUCGAGAAGUCCCGUGUCGUCGGCCAGAUCAUCAACGAGCGAAACUUCCACAUCUUCUACCAGUUCACCAAGGGCGCCUCCCAGACCUACCGACAGCAGUUCGGAAUCCAGACACCCGAGACGUACGUCUACACUAGCAGGUCGAAGUGCCUCGAGGUCGACGGAAUCGACGAUUUGGCGGAAUACAACGACACGCUCGAAGCUAUGAAGAUUAUUGGUCUCAGCCAGGGGGAACAAGACGAGAUCUUUCGCAUGCUCGCUGCCAUACUGUGGGCCGGCAACAUUCAGUUCCACGAGGGCGAUGAUGGAUACGCCGCUGUUAGCGAUCAGUCGGUUGUUGACUUCCUCGCCUACUUACUAGAGGUGACGCCUGAGCAGCUCAUCAAGGCUAUCACUAUCCGUAUCCUCACUCCGCGGAAUGGCGAGGUAAUCGAGUCCCCCACGAACCCGGCUCAAGCAGCUGCGACGCGAGACGCCCUGGCCAAGGCCAUCUACAGCAACUUGUUCGACUGGAUCGUUGAGCGUGUCAACAAGUCGCUCAAGGCAAAGCAGGCGACUAGCAAUAAUAUCGGGAUUCUCGAUAUCUACGGAUUCGAGAUCUUCGAAAAGAACAGCUUCGAGCAGCUUUGCAUCAACUACGUCAACGAGAAGCUGCAGCAGAUCUUCAUUCAGCUUACGCUGAAAGCGGAGCAGGACGAGUACGCACGCGAACAGAUUCAGUGGACACCUAUUAAGUACUUCGACAACAAGAUUGUGUGCGACCUCAUCGAGUCAGUCAGGCCUCCCGGUGUUUUGUCAGCCAUGAAGGAUGCCACCAAGACAGCCCACGCAGACCCUGCCGCUUCUGAUCGGACGUUCAUGCAAAGCAUCAACGGCAUGUCCAACCCCCACCUGACACCCCGCCAGGGCAGCUUCAUCAUCAAGCAUUACGCCGGUGAAGUGUCUUAUACGGUGGACGGAAUUACGGACAAGAACAAGGACUUGCUUCUGAAGGGCUUGCUGAACCUCUUCUCCGGUAGCAGCAAUCAGUUCGUCCACGCGCUGUUCCCUCACCAGGUCGACCAGGAUAACCGCAAGCAGCCUCCUUCUGCUGGUGACCGUAUCAGAGCCUCUGCGAAUGCGUUGGUAGAGACUCUGAUGAAGUGCCAGCCCUCUUACAUCCGGACCAUCAAACCCAACGAGAACAAGUCGCCUUCUGAAUACAACGUCCCCAACGUACUUCACCAAGUCAAAUAUCUUGGUCUCCAGGAGAACGUUCGCAUUCGCCGUGCCGGGUUUGCCUAUCGUCAGACAUUCGAGAAGUUUGUGGAUCGUUUCUUCUUGCUGUCGCCUGCAACAUCGUAUGCUGGUGAGUAUACUUGGCAGGGCUCGUACCAGGAUGCCGUCAAGCAGAUUCUCAAAGACACCAGUAUCCCUAAAGAGGAGUGGCAGAUGGGUACAACAAAGGCCUUUAUUAAGUCUCCUGAAACGCUCUUUGCUCUUGAGCACAUGAGAGAUCGAUACUGGCACAACAUGGCCACGCGUAUCCAGCGCAUGUGGCGAGCUUACCUGGCCUACAGAGCUGAGUCUGCUACUCGAAUUCAGCGUUUCUGGCGUAAGAAGAGAACCGGUGCCGAGUAUCUGCAGCUUCGCGAUCAAGGCCACAGAGUUCUGCAGAACCGCAAGGAAAGAAGGAGAUACAGUCUGCUUGGCUCUCGCAGAUUCUUGGGCGACUACCUCGGCAUCAACGCCUCAAUGGGGCCCGGCUCCCAGAUCAGAAACGCGAUAGAUAUUUCCAACAACGAGAAGGUCGUCUUCUCCUGCCGAGGAGAGAUCUUGGAGGCCAAGUUCGGCCGAUCCAGCAAGCCUAGUCCCCGCAUCCUGGUUGUCACCAGCAGCAAGUUCUACAUCGUUGCCCAAAUGUUGGUCAACGGCCAGCCUCAGAUCUCAGUGGAGCGCUCGAUGCCUUUGGGUGCCAUCAAGUUCAUUGCAGCCUCAACGGCCCGCGAUGAUUGGUUUUCCCUUGGUGUGGGAUCGCCCCAGGAGGCCGACCCCUUGUUGAACUGCGUCUUGAAGACUGAGAUGUUCACCCAGAUGCAGCGAGUCAUGCCUGGUGGCUUUAACCUUAAGAUUGGAGAGGUGAUCGAGUAUGCAAAGAAACCUGGCAAGAUGCAGGCAGUAAAGGUCCUCAAAGACUCACAGCAGGCUGUUGACUACUACAAGAGCGGAGCUGUGCACACCCAACCAGGAGAGCCUCCCUCUUCUGUUUCUAAGCCCACGCCAAAGGGCAAGCCGGUUGCUGCUCGGCCCAUCACCCGAGGCAAGCUGAUCAAGCCUGGCGGUCCCAAUGGCAGACCAUCUCGGAUGACAAACACCAACCGGACACCUCAGCCUCGACCUGCCGCCUCCACUGCCAGGACCGGACCUGCUGCUACUCCUCAACUUCCUGCUGCAGCUAGCUCAGCCAAGACUGGACCUUUUGGGCGUCAACAACAACAACAACAACAACAACCUGCCGCAGUCGCGACAUCAAUCCCUACACACACGAAACCCCAAGCAGCAAAUUCCGCAGCUACCAGGAUGCCUCCUCCCCCGCCUCCUGCCGCGCCUCCGGCGAAGAAUAAGAUCAUGGCGAAGGUCCUUUACGACUUUGCUGGUCAGAAGGAGAACGAGUUGACGGUCCGAGCCGGCGAUAUGAUUGAGAUCGUCCAAAAGGAGAACAACGGCUGGUGGCUUGCGAAGAAUGGCGGUAGUCAAGCUUGGGUUCCCGCCGCCUACGUCGAGGAGCAGGCUCCUGCUCCCGUCGUGGCUCCCCGCCCGCCCCCACCUCCUCCUUCGGCCAACGGAGCGGCUGCCCGCGGCAAGCCUACUCCUCCUCAGCCGCCCGUGAAGCGACCUGCUGCCGGCCGCAAGCCCGCUGUCGCACAGCCGCGUGACUCUGGCUUAAGCCUCAAUGGAGCUAGUGGCUCUGACAACAGCCGCAGCAACACCCCGACUCUCGGCAACAGCUUGGCGGACGCUCUGCUUGCUCGCAAGAACGCGAUGCAGAAGAAGGACGACGACGACGACUGGUAG
Colletotrichum higginsianum IMI 349063 is the source of this 3705-nucleotide messenger RNA. Its product is annotated as Myosin i myo5. Gene Ontology annotation, biological process: actin filament organization; endocytosis; vesicle transport along actin filament. Bases 1 to 3705 code for a protein of 1234 amino acids. The record is from RefSeq and is a predicted model, not a curated record. Gene Ontology annotation, molecular function: ATP binding; actin filament binding; microfilament motor activity. Gene Ontology annotation, cellular component: cytoplasm; plasma membrane; cell tip. Lineage: Eukaryota; Fungi; Ascomycota; Sordariomycetes; Glomerellales; Glomerellaceae. The transcript is spliced from 3 exons.